Fusarium redolens is the source of this 3564-nucleotide messenger RNA. RefSeq lists its product as uncharacterized. Lineage: Eukaryota; Fungi; Ascomycota; Sordariomycetes; Hypocreales; Nectriaceae. The record is from RefSeq and is a predicted model, not a curated record. The coding region runs from base 1 to 3564 and encodes 1187 amino acids. The transcript is spliced from 9 exons. Gene Ontology annotation, molecular function: FAD binding.
AUGACUGACAAACAUCCCUUCAGAGUUGUGAUUGUAGGCGCGAGUGUCGCCGGGCUUAGCCUGGCAAACAUGCUCCAGGCCAAUGGCAUCGACUUUCUGGUGCUGGAGGCUUAUCCGACUGUAGCGCCUCAGGUUGGAGCUAGCAUCGGUCUACUACCUCAUGGAAAUCGCAUCCUAGACCAGCUCGGCUUAUACGAGAAAGUUAUGAAAAUUGCGCCUCCUAUACAAGCAUUCAACUUUCGAGACACGAAUGGCAAAAUUCUAGCUCAGCAUCCAGAGAUGGACGAGCGGCUUAUUGAGAGCAAUAUAAAGGACAAGUCAAAGAUCUUGACAAACAAGCGAGUUGUCCGGACGGAGUUGGUUAAUGGUGGUGUUCGAGCCGUCACAUCAAACGGAACGAUGGUCGCCGGUGAUAUCCUCGUUGGAGCAGACGGUGUGCACAGCACAGUACGCUCUGAGAUGUGGAAACUAGCUGGCAGGCUUUCGCCAGGCCUAUUUGACCCAAACGAGCAUGAAGCACCUCCCUGUGAAAACAGCUGCAUCUUCGGUAUCUCUAACCCAUGUGCUGGUAUCAACUCAGGCGAUCUGCACUGCGUAUUCAGAAACAGUUCUUCGUAUCUCGUCACAGGAGGUCCUCAAGGACGAGUCUACUGGUUUCGGUUCCAGAAGCUCCCGGAGAAAGUUCAUGGCUCAGCUAUUCCACGCUAUACAGAGAACGACCUCCAAAAGGCGCUGUCUGAAUCUGCUGACGACAAAAUAUUGCCUAAUUUGAAGUUUUCAACAUUUAUUGAGAACAAAUAUGUCUAUCAGAAGUGGCACUUUGACAGAAUCAUCACUCUGGGCGACUCAGCGCACAAGUUCCAUCCAGUGGGUGGCCAAGGCGGCAAUGCUGCCAUUGAGAGCGUGGCCUUGCUGACGAACAACCUUGUGAAAGCACUUGAGCGGAGCCCUUCAGGACGCCUGACCACCUUCCAAGUCGAGUCCAUGUUUGCAGAUGUCCAGUCUCGCCGCAAACCCAGGUUAGAACUUAACCACCGUUACUCUCAUAACCGAGCGAAUACAGAAGCACUUGAUACGCCUCUCAAAAAGCUUAUGGCGAUUCAUCUACUUCCGCUGGUAGAUGAGCAGGUCGUAACUCUUGGCUACUGCUCUCAGCAUCCUGGUGGAGAAAUGCUGGAUACGUUACCAGUGCAUCACCAUGAGAACUUGAUACCAUACAAACAGGAACUGCUUUGCGAGCCAACGUCCAGAGGCUACAUACAAUGGGUAUUGGUGACUGCCUAUGUGGUCUUUGCAGUUGUUGCAGUCUCUACAGGUAAAUAUGAGCCUUCGUCGGAGACAGGUCCUACUUCAACCGAUGGAUUUGCCUUGGAUAACUCUCCCCACAAUAGUAUUGGCAACCGAUCAGGUUUGUAUGGCUUUCCUCCCACUUCGAAAGCCAAGGCUUGGAUAUCGACUUUUGAGCCUCUAAACAUCUACGCAUUUGGCCAUUUCAUCCAGCCCGUCGCCAUCAUCAUGCUUGAAGGCUAUCGCGGAAGAAACAAGCUCACGCCUCUUGGACUACCUGUUUUGUGGAUCAUGCUGUUUCAGUACGCUGGAGUCGGGGUCGCUAUGCCGUUAUACUAUCUGAUCUACACCUUGAUAUCGGAUGUCGAAUCUUAUUGGUGGCCUCUUAGAAGAUUCGUUCCUCUACAACACGCUAGGCAUAUUUUCCCUGCGUACGUGUUGGCAGAAGCAAUUCAUGUCGGUCUUCUCUAUCGCCCCUUGUCAAACACGCAUCUUCCCCAGUGGAUGGAAGUCGCCAAGUCAUUUUGGCUCUUGCUGGUUCCCAUAUUCGUCACAAUAUUUGGAUCUUUUGGCAGCCGUCAAACUACACUGGAUUCAACCAAAACACUAAAAGUCGAACUCAAAGUGCUGGGCAGAACAAUCCUGGCUGUUGGAAUUUUCGGCGCUUUGUGUCAUUGGUUUGCCAUCACGCAAGCCCUUCGCAACGUUGACCCCAGUACAAUACUCAACAUACUGAAUAGGCCGACUAUAUUCCAUGAAUCCCGCCAUAUACAAGCAAAACAUAAGGCUGGACUAUUGAUAUACCUCCUAGCAUCAGUUGGCCGAGCCAAGAUGAACGUGUUCACCGCAGCACUUUGGAUCUUGCUGGUUAAACUCAACGUAUAUCAAUCGCCGAUCAUGGAUGGCCAUGCUCGCCAACCCAGUCCUCUGCCGGCGCGGCCUGUAUCUCGCAAACGCGUCGCGCCGGUAAUCUCCGUGCUAAUACUAUGCCUCUUUGUCAAUCUGUCAAUGAGCCUCUAUCAACUACCCUCGAAUCGGUUGAUUGAAAAGCGUCUUUGUGUAGACUACUAUCGCCAGAACGAUCCGUCGCAGAUUCAGCCUGGUGGUAGGGUUGACGAAAAGCUAUGCAAGAUUCGCGAGAUAGAAAAAGGCCUGGGUCGGAUUCAGGGCGUGAUGGAGACGCUUUGGGCCAUCAUGAUCGGCCCGGUGCUCUCAGUCCUUGGUGGAGAUUGCGUCUUCAACUCUCUUACCUACGGCCUUGUCUCGAAUUUAACGGACGACCAUGUUCAACGAGCCAUUUACUUUGGAUACAUGAGCUCAGUGUCUUAUGUUGUGGCCUUACUUGGCCCUGCACUGGCUUCAUCUACCAUGACACUAUCGCUAUGGCUACCGUUCUGGCUCGGCACAUUUCUGCUCUCAUUGGCUGUCCCCACCAUACAGAUGCUACCUACACAGGGAAAUACCAACAAGGGAACCAAUGGUGAUGAUGAGAGCCAACAUGAGCCUCUCCUCUCAUCCCCUCGUAUGAAAGCCCAGAGCCAUCACGAGCCACUUCUCCAGUCUGUGAUUGACCGUCUCCAGACGAUCAAGACCAUCGUCGUCAGCCACCCAAAGAAUUUUAGCUUGUUGCUGUUCAGCUUCAUGCUCACAUCCCUUGCGAGCUCAGAUACAAAGCUUCUUGUUCAGUAUAUAUCUGCACGUUACAAGUGGACAUUUGCAUCCGCUGGGUAUCUCUUAUCUGGGAAAGCAAUCGUCAACUUCACGUUACUCACCAUUAUUAUUCCCAAAGUUUUACGAUCUGCGCGCCAGGUGCGACAGGAAGAUGCAUCUGAGAUAGCGGAUAAGUCAAAUAUCCGGCACGCUAUGUACUGCCUUGUUGCAUCUGUAUUUGGCGCCUUGGGCAUCGCCAUCGCGAGCGAGAUCUGGAUGUUAAUCCCCUCGAUGUUUGUCUACGCUCUUGGCUCUGCCCUGCCUAUCUUCACUCUAUCACUUCUCAAAUCUCCUGUCAUCUCGCCGCCUCAUUCUUCAGACUCGUCCGAUCCUGAACCUCACAUUUUCUCUAUUGUCAUGCUGGUCAAGACUGUUGGGUCGCUUUUAGGGGCACCUUUGAUGGCAGCACUCUGGGUCCGUGGUCUCGGAAUUGGCGGCAUGGCUCUUGGUAUGCCGUUCUUCGUCAGCCAAGCAUGUUAUACUGUGGCCAUUUGGGUUUUCGCAAACAUAGAGGUAGACCGUGAUGUGUUGGCUGUUGCAGAGCAGAGGAGACGCAAUCGGGACUAA